AUGCCUCGAAUCUCAAAAGCGGUCAAACAAGACCAUGCCCUCAUCAAACGCGCCUUUCGACGCCUUCGGGAAGCCGACCCAGACACCCGUAGGCCAGAAGAGUUCGUUUGGGCUUUGGACCGAUACCUGAUAGUGGAGGACCUUGUUGUGUCCCCGGCUCUUGAUAACCACAUUGCACGUGGAGGCGAGAGACACCGAAGACUAUCGGAUGAUUUCGACAGUAUGAACGCAAAGUUACGACACAUGCACAGGUUUAAACCUGCCGAGCCCAGUUUCGACUCGUCACUCAGCGCCAUAUGGGUCGACCUGGAACCUCACAUCAGGGAGGAGACGAGCGGCGACUUGAACUUGCUGGAGGAAAGUCUUUCAGAGGCCGAAUCUGAAGCGCUGGGAAAGAAAUACGAGGAUAUCAAGGAACUUCUACAGAGACCCUACGGUGACAACGGCAUCCCGGAUGAGAGGACUCUGGCCGCCAUUUUGGAGAUGCCCCGGCAAGAGCUGAUGGCGAAGGUCGGAGUUUCGGGGGAGUAG
This is a messenger RNA of Chaetomium globosum CBS 148.51, 531 nucleotides long. RefSeq lists its product as uncharacterized. The transcript has 2 exons. The record is from RefSeq and is a predicted model, not a curated record. NCBI's taxonomy places the organism in Eukaryota, Fungi, Ascomycota, Sordariomycetes, Sordariales, Chaetomiaceae. The coding region runs from base 1 to 531 and encodes 176 amino acids.